CUCACUCCUUCCCUCUACAACAGUACACACCUAUAUCAAGUGAAUGACGUAUAAGAACUAGCAUUACAGCAACACUCAGCCCUCACACAUGUUCAGUCACUGUCACAGGAGCAGUCAGACAGCAGCUUGAGUUUGACAGUUGAUCAGCCAACAUGUCUCUGAAACUAGGAGGCAACAUUUUAGUGACUGGGAGCAACAGAGGUAUCGGCUUGGAGCUGGUUAAACAGCUCGCAGAGAAGACAGGACAGGACACUCACAUCUAUGCCUGCUGCAGGGAGCCUGAGGGAGCCAGCGCUAAGGAACUGCGAGACCUCAGCACUCAGCAUGCCGGAAAGAUCACACUGAUCAAGCUAGACACAUCAGAUGAGGCCAGUAUCUCUGCUGCUGUCAAAGCUGUGAGUAAGCAGAUUGGGGCUGGUGGGUUGAACCUCCUCAUCAACAAUGCUGCUAUCAACAAACCAGCUGCACCAGCGCCACUAUCUGUCACUGGGAAGAAGGACAUGAUGGACGUGUAUGAAACCAAUGUGGUUGGACCAUUUCUCCUGGCAAAGGUGUUUCUUCAACUCCUCCAGACGGCAGCAGAGAGUGAAAAUGACAGAGGUGGUGACAUGUCCUGCAGGAGGUCAGCCAUCAUCAACAUCUCCACCCUCUUCUCAUCCAUAGAGAAAUGUCCAGAGACCUUCACUGUAGCACCGGUGUACCCUUAUAGAAUAAGCAAGGCGGGACUGAACAUGCUGACUCGCUGUCAGGCAGAGAAUUUCAAAGGACACAACAUACUGGUGACAGCCAUCCAUCCUGGCUGGGUCCGCACUGACAUGGGAGGUGAAAUGGCACCUUUGAACACCCAUGACAGUGUGCUGGGCAUGCUCGGUGUGAUGUCAUCACUCAGCAGCAAAGAUAGUGGGAUGCUUGUGGACUGGGAGGGUAACAGAAUCCCAUGGUAGCAGUCACCAUGACAACCACAUGGGGACCCACAAUCUGAUGAGUGCCUUGGAUUAUUCCCACUCGUUGUUUUUUUAAA
Scomber scombrus (Atlantic mackerel) is the source of this 1021-nucleotide messenger RNA. Its product is annotated as C-signal-like. The transcript has 7 exons. The record is from RefSeq and is a predicted model, not a curated record. NCBI's taxonomy places the organism in Eukaryota, Metazoa, Chordata, Actinopteri, Scombriformes, Scombridae. Bases 153 to 944 code for a protein of 263 amino acids.